AUGCGGCCCUCGUCGGUCCUGAAAAUGGCCUCGGCCUCAGUCCCCAAGGGGAGCGGCCUCCGCCCCGCGCCGAUGGCCCUGCUGCCGCCCCUCCCUCUGUACCGCCGUCUGUUCCGCGCGCACCGCAAGCACCUGCCCUCCGAGAUGCGGGUGCUGGGCGACGAGUAUAUCAAGGCCGAGUUCCGCGCGCACCGCAACGUCGACAACCCAGCGCACCUGACCCUCCUCUCUCAGAUCGGUUUCCUCACCGAGUGGCAACUGUACGCCCAAAAGAUUGAGGGCGACCAAUGGCGCGGGGAGAAGAUUGACCCUGUUAAGGUUGCCAAGAUGAGCGAUGAGCAGAUCGGCCAGCUGUAUGAGUUGAUGAAGGCGAUUCGCGAGAGGCGCGAGCGGGGCGACGCGGAAGAAGAGUCAUGA
Molecule: messenger RNA, 417 nt
Organism: Colletotrichum higginsianum IMI 349063
Lineage: Eukaryota; Fungi; Ascomycota; Sordariomycetes; Glomerellales; Glomerellaceae
Product: Acetate non-utilizing protein
Exons: 3
Coding region: 1-417 (138 amino acids)
Biological process (GO): mitochondrial respiratory chain complex II assembly; succinate metabolic process
Cellular component (GO): mitochondrion; mitochondrial intermembrane space
Source: RefSeq, a predicted model, not a curated record